Messenger RNA from Aspergillus versicolor CBS 583.65, 411 nucleotides. RefSeq lists its product as uncharacterized. NCBI's taxonomy places the organism in Eukaryota, Fungi, Ascomycota, Eurotiomycetes, Eurotiales, Aspergillaceae. The record is from RefSeq and is a predicted model, not a curated record. The transcript has 2 exons. The coding region runs from base 58 to 411 and encodes 117 amino acids.
AAACAAUCCUUUUUCUCUAUAUUGUGGACUGGUCCUCUCUCCCAGACAACUUCCAGCAUGCUCUCUCUAAGAGCAUUGACCCUAUUGCUUCCUGCUCUUUCAGCAGCGUACAGCCUCAAAGCCUGCACGGAUACCGGCUGCAAGGAGGGCUGUGUCGACUUCAGCGCUGAUGAUGUGUCGUCGGACUCAGAUUGCCUGGAUUUCGGCUUUCAGGCCAAGUCUGUUUAUUGGGCAAAAACUUUGAAUACGCUUGAUGGAUGGCACAAUCCUGGCUGUAACGGGGGGCCAGGCAGCGAAGAUGCUUGGAUCACUAAUGGAAACCCUUCAAACAAUGCCUGUGAAAGCCUUGAAGAGAGCGACCAAGCAAAGGACGGUAUUCGAUAUUACAUCGUCAACAACAGUGGAGAAUAA